AUGGCGACCCUUCGAACUUCCGGUCUCCUGUGCUCUUUCUCCUCGUCAUCAUCUUCACGACGAAGAAGAGUAUUGGCUACUCUUAAUACCCCAAAACUCCAACCGAGUUCUCUUUUUUUUCCAAAGAUCCCAACUACGGACUUGGUUGAAGAAUUGAAGUUGAGAAGUGGAUACACAACAGCCACAACCAUUACCCAGACAGAAACGAAGCCUUUUGACACUAAAGUUGCUACCAAUACCACGAGAGAUGAUCAUCAGGAGGUUAACUCCAAGUCUACGGUCAUUGCAGAGCUUUAUGCAAUCAUGGAAGCUGCUGCAGACAGGGCGGAGAUGCAUGCCAACAUCCAGAAGCAGCGGAAUAACUGGAACCACCUCCUUCUCACCUCCAUUAAUACAWUCACCAUCACCGCUGCAACGAUGGUCGGGCUGGCAGCAACAGYUGGAACGGGAGCACCACUUGCCGCACUAAAGCUCUCAUCUACUCUAUUAUAUACGGCAGCUACUGGGAUGUUGCUGGUGAUGAACAAGAUUCAGCCAUCGCAACUCGUAGAAGAACAACGCAAUGCGACAAGGCUAUUCAAGCAACUUCACGGGCAAAUCCGAACAACUCUUACACUUGUCUUGGCGAUUACUGGUCCUUUACUAACUGCCCUUGGCGCCAUUGGAUCAGCUUUCGUGGGAUCUCCUAAUGCCACAUGGGCAGUGUUGUUAGGUGUCAYUGCCGGAGCUCUGGCAAGCGUGGUGAACACCUUGGAGCACGGUGGACAAGUUGGAAUGGUUUUCGAGAUGUACAGGAGCUCUGCCGGCUUCUUUAGACUUAUGCAAGAGUCUGUUGAAGCCACUCUAAAAGAAAAGGUUGAGAAGAGAGAAAAUGGAGAACUGUUUGAAAUUAAGGUCGCUUUACAGCUUGGGAGGAGCCUAUCGGAGCUUAGGGAUCUUGCAUCGUUGUCAUCGUCUAGAGGAAACAAGAAGACAACAGAAGAAUUCGCCAGCAAACUCUUCUGAAUUCUCAAACAAAAAUUCUUAACUUUGAGCUGAUUUUUUGUCGAGGAUUCAAGACUGUUGUAUAGCAUUAAUUGUUCAUAGAUGCUUCCCCAAAACUAACUGCAUCCUAUUAAUUUGUUCAU
Nelumbo nucifera (sacred lotus) is the source of this 1127-nucleotide messenger RNA. NCBI's taxonomy places the organism in Eukaryota, Viridiplantae, Streptophyta, Magnoliopsida, Proteales, Nelumbonaceae. The record is from RefSeq and is a predicted model, not a curated record.